Messenger RNA from Orcinus orca (killer whale), 3882 nucleotides. RefSeq names its product Rap guanine nucleotide exchange factor 4 (gene RAPGEF4). Gene Ontology annotation, molecular function: guanyl-nucleotide exchange factor activity. The coding region runs from base 127 to 3162 and encodes 1011 amino acids. The record is from RefSeq and is a predicted model, not a curated record. Gene Ontology annotation, biological process: positive regulation of GTPase activity; Ras protein signal transduction. NCBI's taxonomy places the organism in Eukaryota, Metazoa, Chordata, Mammalia, Artiodactyla, Delphinidae. Gene Ontology annotation, cellular component: plasma membrane. The transcript is spliced from 31 exons.
GGCCGCUGGGCGCGAGACGGGCCAGGAGGAGCGGGUCCGCGCGGCGGGCGAGGCGGAGACGAGGCGGCGGCAGAGCGAGCGCGGGAGGUCGCCGCAGCCGGGGGACGCCGCGCGCCGCUGCCCAUCAUGGUCGCUGCGCACGCUGCCCAUUCUUCCUCCUCCGCCGAGUGGAUCGCCUGCCUGGAUAAAAGGCCAUUAGAACGAUCCAGUGAAGAUGUGGAUAUAAUCUUCACGCGGCUGAAAGAAGUUAAAGCUUUUGAGAAAUUUCACCCAAAUCUCCUUCAUCAGAUUUGCUUAUGUGGUUAUUAUGAGAAUCUGGAAAAAGGAAUAACAUUAUUUCGCCAGGGUGAUAUUGGAACCAACUGGUAUGCUGUCCUGGCAGGGUCUUUGGAUGUUAAAGUUUCUGAGACCAGCAGUCACCAGGAUGCAGUGACCAUCUGCACUCUGGGGAUUGGGACAGCCUUUGGAGAGUCCAUUCUGGACAACACUCCCCGCCAUGCGACAAUUGUUACGAGGGAAAGCAGUGAACUUCUCCGCAUCGAGCAGAAGGACUUCAAGGCACUAUGGGAGAAGUAUCGACAGUACAUGGCAGGACUUCUGGCUCCUCCUUAUGGUGUUAUGGAAACAGGCUCUAACAAUGACAGGAUUCCCGACAAGGAGAACACACCUCUCAUUGAACCUCACGUUCCUCUUCGUCCUGCUAACACCAUUACCAAGGUUCCUUCAGAGAAGAUCCUCAGGGCUGGAAAAAUAUUGCGAAAUGCCAUUCUCUCUCGAGCACCUCACAUGAUAAGAGAUAGAAAAUACCACCUAAAGACAUACAGACAAUGCUGCGUGGGGACCGAGCUGGUGGACUGGAUGCUGCAGCAGACUCCAUGUGUUCACUCCCGAAUGCAAGCUGUUGGCAUGUGGCAAGUCCUGGUAGAAGACGGUGUUCUCAACCACGUGGACCAGGAGCAUCAUUUCCAAGAUAAAUAUUUAUUUUAUCGAUUUCUGGAUGAUGAGCAUGAGGAUGCCCCUCUGCCUACAGAGGAGGAGAAAAAGGAGUGUGACGAGGAGCUGCAAGACACCAUGCUGCUGCUGUCGCAGAUGGGCCCGGACGCCCACAUGAGGAUGAUCCUCCGCAAACCACCUGGCCAGAGGACCGUGGAUGACCUAGAAAUUAUCUAUGAAGAACUCCUUCACAUUAAAGCCUUAUCCCAUCUUUCUACCACGGUGAAACGGGAGUUAGCAGGUGUUCUCAUUUUCGAGUCCCACGCCAAAGGAGGAACCGUGUUGUUUAACCAGGGGGAAGAAGGCACCUCCUGGUACAUUAUUCUAAAAGGAUCAGUGAAUGUAGUCAUUUAUGGCAAGGGUGUGGUCUGCACGCUGCACGAAGGCGAUGACUUCGGCAAGUUAGCGCUAGUGAAUGAUGCCCCGAGAGCUGCCUCCAUCGUCUUGCGAGAAGAUAACUGCCAUUUCUUAAGAGUAGACAAGGAGGAUUUUAACCGGAUCCUGAGGGACGUUGAGGCGAAUACAGUCAGACUUAAAGAACAUGACCAAGAUGUCUUGGUGCUGGAGAAGGUCCCAGCAGGGAACAGGGCUUCUAAUCAAGGAAACUCACAGCCUCAGCAAAAGUAUACUGUGAUGUCAGGAACACCUGAAAAAAUUUUAGAGCAUUUUCUAGAAACGAUACGCCUUGAGCCAGCUUUAAAUGAAGCAACAGAUUCAGUUUUAAAUGACUUUGUCAUGAUGCACUGUGUUUUUAUGCCGAAUACCCAGCUUUGCCCAGCUCUGGUGGCCCAUUACCACGCACAGCCUUCACAAGGUACAGAACAGGAGAAAAUGGAUUAUGCCCUCAACAAUAAGAGGCGAGUCAUCCGCCUGGUUUUGCAGUGGGCCGCCAUGUAUGGAGACAUCCUGCAAGAGGAUGAUGUGGCAAUGGCUUUCCUGGAGGAGUUUUAUGUGUCUGUAUCAGAUGAUGCCCGGAUGAUUGCUGCCCUCAAGGAGCAACUGCCCGAGUUGGAGAAGAUUGUCAAGCAAAUUUCAGAAGAUGCAAAGGCUCCACAAAAGAAGCACAAAGUUCUUUUGCAGCAGUUCAACACAGGCGAUGACAGAGCCCAGAAGCGCCAGCCUAUCCGUGGCUCUGAUGAAGUUCUGUUUAAAGUCUAUUGCAUGGACCACACCUACACGACCAUCCGGGUGCCAGUGGCUGCCUCGGUGAAGGAAGUCCUCAGCGCAGUUGCCGACAAACUAGGCUCUGGGGAAGGCCUGAUCAUCAUCAAGAUGAGUUCCGGAGGAGAAAAGGUGGUGCUCAAACCUAAUGACGUUUCAGUAUUUACGACGCUCACUAUUAAUGGACGCCUGUUUGCUUGCCCGCGAGAGAAAUUCGAUUCACUGACGCCCUUGCCAGAGCAGGAGGGCCCAACUGUUGGAACAAUGGGAACCUUUGAAUUGAUGAGCUCCAAAGAUUUGGCAUACCAGAUGACAGUUUACGAUUGGGACCUCUUCAGCUGUGUGCAUGAGCUGGAGCUAAUCUAUCACACAUUUGGAAGGCAUCAUUUUAAAAAGACCACAGCAAACUUGGAUUUGUUCCUCAGGAGGUUUAAUGAAAUUCAGUUUUGGGUUGUCACUGAGAUUUGCCUUUGCUCCCAGCCUAGCAAGCGUGUUCAGCUCUUAAAAAAAUUCAUUAAGAUCGCGGCCCACUGUAAGGAGUACAAGAAUCUGAAUUCCUUUUUUGCCAUCGUCAUGGGACUAAGUAAUGUUGCUGUGAGCCGCUUGGCACUAACAUGGGAGAAACUGCCAAGCAAGUUCAAGAAGUUCUAUGCGGAGUUUGAAAGUUUAAUGGAUCCUUCAAGAAACCACAGGGCCUACAGGCUGACGGUAGCCAAGCUGGACCCUCCUCUCAUCCCCUUCAUGCCUUUGCUCAUUAAAGAUAUGACAUUUACUCACGAGGGGAACAAGACAUUCAUUGACAAUCUAGUAAACUUUGAAAAAAUGCGCAUGAUUGCAAAUACUGCCAGAACGGUGAGAUACUGCAGGAGCCAACCCUUCAAUCCUGAUGCAGCUCAGGCUAAUAAAAACCAUCAGGAUGUCCGGAGUUAUGUACGACAAUUAAAUGUGAUUGACAACCAGAGAACUUUAUCACAGAUGUCACACAGAUUAGAGCCUCGUCGACCAUAGACAUUUGAAGUGCUCAGAACAACGGUUUGCGUCCAGUCCACAAUCUUUCAAAAAUGCCAUUUAUGCUAGUACUCACUGUAUUGUCACUAGAGAACUCUAUAAAACAAGCAAAAACCCAUCCUGAGACAUCUCAGUGCUGCAUUCAGCUUACCAGCGUCAUGACAAAAGAAGAAAUUCUUUGACUUGCACACAGCUUGCACACACUAGCUUAGGAAUCCCCCGUUUGUAGUCACCGUAUUUUAUUUCCAGUUGUGCCAUCUUCUUUGCUGAAACAUAAAAUAAGACCCACAUGAAGAGUAUGGUAGAAAUAUCAUUGUCAAGAGAAGUAUCAAGCUGAUAUUUUUUUCUAGGAGUGUUUACAGGAUGAGAUGUGCUACAAAUGGUAUUUAUUUGCCUGCAUCGUUGGUGGUAUAGUUUCAUAAUUUCUAACUCAACAUUUUGAUUUGAGCAUGGAGGUUUUGGAAGGGGUUGAGGAAUCCGUGUAACUCCAAAUUAGAGACUGUAUUCUUCCAUCUUCAUAGUUUUACCUCUGAAGGAACUGUACCCGACCACGUUACUACAAAACAUUCUGGCUGCUUAUGUAAUUUAGGGAGGACUGGUCUGUAAUUUCUGAAUGACAUAUAGAAUAAUAUUUAUGUUUACAAUGUAACUUUUUUAAACUUACAAAUCAGGAGUACAUAUAUAAGAAUUCCACUGAGAAACUCCAAGGUUCUUAAAAUU